AUGUUGCACCACCGUUUGGUGGCUGUUUUGAAGAAACCCUCCAUGCACCACAUCUCCAGCUUUCCUCAUCUUCCAGAGGGAGCUAUUAAGCACUACCUGAUCUCGAAGCCCCUGCCAUGCUACCAGGACCCUCACAGCGUCCCACAUAAAUCCUCAUUCAGCUUCUGCAUCACAGAGCUAAGAAUAGCUGGGGAAAUUGCAGAGCAGUCUGGCCUGGAGCGUCGCCGCUGGAUCUCUGUGCAUGGAUCAGUUAUUGACAUGCAUGUGGGCCUGCGCUUCGACAUGUGCUUCUAUAAGAUUGAGAACGGCGAGGUGUAUCAGAGACGCAGGGGUCCGAGCGCUGGAGGACAUACAGAGGAACAGGAAGUGAGUCCUAAAGCACAAGAAGUGAGGGGUCAGACAGGAAGCAGCAGCUGGAGACGAAUCGUUCUGCUGAUCCUCGCCAUCACCAUACACAACAUCCCCGAGGGUUUGGCUGUCGGUGUGGGUUUCGGAGCCAUCGGGAAAACUCCCUCAGCUACUUUUGAAAGCGCCAGGAAUCUGGCUAUAGGCAUCGGCAUUCAGAACUUUCCAGAAGGCCUCGCUGUGAGUCUCCCAUUGCGGGGAUCUGGAGUGUCCACAUGGAGAUCCUUCUGGUACGGUCAGCUGAGUGGGAUGGUGGAGCCUCUGGCGGGACUCCUGGGGGCCGUGGCGGUGGUUCUGGCGGAACCUCUGUUGCCGUACGCUCUGGCCUUCGCUGCAGGAGCAAUGGUGUAUGUGGUGCUGGAUGACAUUAUUCCUGAAGCCCAGAUCAGACAGUGGAAACGGGAAACUGGCCUCCUGGACGGCCAUCCUGGGUUUUGUGGUGAUGAUGUCACUGGAUGUGGGGCUGGGCUGAGGCCUCUGAUUGGUCCUGGAAUGUCAGCUGACUGCACUGAAAAUAGUCACCAAAGCCGCCUUGUUUUGUCAGUGUGUAGGUUUGUUAAUCAACGGGCUCUUUUUCUACAUGCUUUUAUUUGUUUUAUAAAUGAUCAUGAGUGGAUCAUGAGUGAUUAGUCGAGGUGAAAAGACUGACCACAAAAUACUUGAAUAAUUAUCCACACUUGAAUGACUAUAGGUGCGGUGCGCGUGUGUGUGCGUGGGUGUGCGUGCGUGCGUGCGUGUGCGUGUGUGUGUGCACGUGCAUUUUUUGAUUGUGUUAAAAUGUUUGGUGUGUGUGUAUGUUUUUUUUAGGGGGUGUGUGUUUGUGUGUAUGUGCAUGUGUUUAUUUGUGUUUGUGUGUGUGUGUGCGUGCAUUUUUUGGGUGUAUGCCAACAUGCAUGUAUGCUCAUAUGUUUGUGUGCAUGUGUGUGUCCGUGUCCAUAUGCUUGUGUGUGUGCGCGUCUG
Danio rerio (zebrafish) is the source of this 1365-nucleotide messenger RNA. The record is from RefSeq and is a predicted model, not a curated record. NCBI's taxonomy places the organism in Eukaryota, Metazoa, Chordata, Actinopteri, Cypriniformes, Danionidae.